AUGGCCGCCUUGUCCGCACAACGGAUUCUUCCCGACUACUUUGGACCUGACGUAAACCAAGCGAAAGAUGAGUUUGAAGAUUAUUUGGCUUGUCUCGUAUCUCCGCAGAUCUCAAGCUGCCCAGUUAGUGGCGUCCCAGGUGUCCCCGGAGUGCACGUGUUGAGUGGAAGAGAUGGGACCAAGGGGGAACAAGGACCUAAGGACUACGUCUUCGUUAAAAAAGACCAAGACACAGCCUUGAGAGUGGAGUUCGAUGGCGAUUUAAGAGUAGCUUAUUGUAACCACUGCUGUAAGCGUUGGUAUUUCACCUUCAAUGGCGUGGAAUGUUCUAACCCAACCACUAUCGAAGCGAUCGAUGCGAUUUUGCAGAACCAUGGCAGAACAGACACCAACCUACACAAGCACAGUCAGAUCGGGGGGUACUGUGAGGGGAUUGGUAAAGGCACCGUACGCGUGGGAUUGGUGGUUGGCGAUUGUCCUGGUUUCAAGAGCGGUUCUGACGCGUAUGCUGGGCACAAAUCCGUGACCCGAAUCAUGAUCGAGGAAGUCCCUAAGCCACAGUAG
Messenger RNA from Orbicella faveolata, 564 nucleotides. Its product is annotated as collagen triple helix repeat-containing protein 1-like. The record is from RefSeq and is a predicted model, not a curated record. Lineage: Eukaryota; Metazoa; Cnidaria; Anthozoa; Scleractinia; Merulinidae.